Molecule: messenger RNA, 4342 nt
Organism: Coccidioides immitis RS
Lineage: Eukaryota; Fungi; Ascomycota; Eurotiomycetes; Onygenales; Onygenaceae
Product: heavy metal translocating P-type ATPase
Exons: 2
Coding region: 315-4067 (1250 amino acids)
Biological process (GO): copper ion homeostasis; monoatomic cation transport
Cellular component (GO): membrane
Molecular function (GO): P-type divalent copper transporter activity; ATP binding; ATP hydrolysis activity
Source: RefSeq, a predicted model, not a curated record
UCUGUACAACGUAUAUAUAUAUAUAUUUAUAUAUAUUGAUAUACAACCGCUGUUUGAGUAGUAUAUCCUUGUACAUACUGCAGACUUCUUUGUUUCUUUUUUUUUGAUCCCAUCUCCAUCCAUACCUACUCAGCCGUCUCCAUCGGGCGGAAAAAGAAGCAUCCGCUGCACCAUCACCUUGUCUCAUCCGUGCUUUCGCCCCUUGACCACCGCCGGAUUCUGCAAUCGCGCGCGCGCCCCCUGACUUGCUGGCGAUCCGGGCACUCGGAUCACCAAUCUAACAAGCUCCGUGCACAAAGGGGUUUACGAGAACCAUGGCGGAGAGAACCGCUGCGAUAUCACCUCCUCCACAUUUCACUCGCCCUUCGGCCCCUUCGCCCUCCUACAGCCGACAGAGAUUGCUCACAACUAUUCUCCUGGUCAAUAAUAUCCACUGCGCAUCUUGUGUGACAUAUGCAAAAGAGGUCGUCAGCCAUUUACCACACAUUGCGCAGGUCGAUAUUUCAAUCCUCAAGCAUGAAGUCCGCAUCUCGCACUCCCCCAAGCUCCUGGCAUCAGAGCUUGUGGAUGCCCUCACCGACGCCGCCUUCGAGGUCUUCCACGCAACAACGCAAAAUGAAUUUGGCAUCCCCAUAAACGAUAUCGACAUCGACACCUCUUCCUGGAAUACAGGCUCCUGGCUCCGCCCGUCGUCCCGUCUUUCAGUGUCCACAAUGGAUACCCGCACAAGGGAGAGAAAUAGGAGGCACAUAGCCAACUGUGAUGCUUGUCAACGAGAACAAGAGAAGUACGCCAUACCAGACAAGGAUACACAACAGGAGAACACCCAAACCCCAAAGAUUUUAAUGUCCCAGGGUUCAAUCUUAAGCAUAGAGUCAUCUUCGCUGUCGAGUGGGAAGCACCCUUCACCCGUUCCUCAUGAGCCUGUCGAAAGUAAGGGCGAAGAUGAGUAUACUGCUCAGAUCAGCAUUAGCGGGAUGACCUGCGCAUCCUGCUCCAAUACCAUAACGGAGCACAUCCAAGAACUUGAUUUUGUCAAAUCAAUCGUUGUCAACCUCGUUACCCAUAGCGCCGCGCUUACCUUCCGUGGGCCAAGGGAGAAUAUCGACAAGAUCACGGAGCGGAUCGAGGAUCUCGGCUAUGACGCAAGCGCUGAAGAAGUGGUGGUUCUCAACUCGCGACCUCGGGAUCUCUACGUCGCGAACCUCAGCAUAUCUGGAAUGACAUGUGGCUCUUGUGUCGGUUCGAUCACUCGUGACGUCAAGGGCCUGUCCUUUGUGGCAGAUGCGGUUGUCGACCUCCUCAGCCACUCAGGAAGGAUUGAGUUCGAGGGCGAAGGGAAUCUUAAACAGAUCCUCGAUGCGAUCGACGAUCUCGGCUAUGAUGCCACUGUGAUCGACUGCAAGCCGAUUGAUCGCAUUGAAGAUGCAGAGAGUGGUCCCAAAGCUCGAACCAUUGGAAUUAAAGUAGAUGGGAUGUUCUGCCACCAUUGUCCUGGGACAGUCAUGGAGGCUUUGGGGAACCUCGAAGCCGGUAAAAUCCAAGUUGAAGAGCAAAUAACUACUCAGAAACCCAUCGUCACGAUUACCUACACUCCUGAUCCACCCAAAAUGACCAUUCGAAACAUCCUCAGUGCCAUUGACGCGUCCAAUAAUGCCUUCAAAGCGAGCGUUUACCAUCCGCCGUCGAUAGAAGACCGUUCUCGCGCGAUGCAGAAGCAAGAGCAGCGUCGUCUCCUGCUUCGUCUCCUGUUUACAUUCAUCGUCGCGAUACCUACUUUCCUCAUCGGCAUUGUCUGGAUGGCCGUCGUCCCCAAGUCAAACUCAGUUCGACAAUACCUCGAAGAGCCGAUGUGGGCAGGAUCCGCAUCGCGCUUGGAAUGGGCCCUCCUUAUCAUGACUACCCCUGUGAUGGUAUACGGCACCGAUGUCUUCCAUGCCCGUGCUUUGAAGGAGAUCCGUGCCCUAUGGAGGCCUGGCAGCCGUGUUCCUUUCCUUCGAAGGUUCUACCGCUUCGGGAGCAUGAACAUGCUGAUCUCCGCUGGAACGUCAGUGGCAUAUUUUGCUUCUGUGGCAGUCCUGAUUAUCAAUGCAAAAAGCGACAAGCACGAGGCAGGACACACAUCCAGCUAUUUCGAUACGGUGGUCUUCUUGACCUUGUUCAUCCUGGCAGGCAGAGCUCUAGAGGGAUACAGCAAGGCAAAGACCGGGGAUGCCGUUUCGAUGCUGGGCAAAUUGCGCCCGUCUGAAGCACUGCUCGUUGUGGAGUCCCCAUCUGCUGAGCAAGAGGGCCCCAAGUCAAGCAUCCAACGCGUGCCUGUCGACCUUCUUGAGAUUAACGAUAUUGUCAGCGUUCCACACGGAGCCUCUCCACCUGCGGAUGGCGUAGUUACCGGGACUGAUACAUACAAGUUUGACGAAAGCUCAUUGACUGGAGAAUCCAUGCCUGUACGCAAGGUCGCCGGUGACAAGGUCUACUCCGGCUCUGUGAAUGUCGGGCAACCUGUGUCGAUCCGAAUUACUGAUCUGGGCAGCGCAUCGAUGCUAGAUCAGAUCGUGGCGGUGGUUCGCGAAGGACAAGCAAAGAGAGCACCCGUCGAGAGAGUGGCGGACGUCAUGACGGGCUACUUCGUCCCUAUUAUUACCCUUAUCGCGAUUCUCACUUUCGUCAUCUGGGUUGGCCUGGGUGAAUCUGGUGCUCUUCCCCCAGAAUAUCUCGAUAGUUCUCAGGGAGGAUGGACAUUCUGGUCCCUCCAAUUCGCGAUUGCUGUAUUCGUCGUUGCUUGUCCCUGCGGUUUGGCCUUGGCUGCCCCUACCGCCCUGUUUGUCGGCGGUGGGUUAGCUGCGAAAAGUGGCAUUUUGGUUCGAGGUGGUGGUGAAGCUUUCCAGGAGGCCAGCCGUCUCGAUGCUAUUGUAUUUGACAAGACCGGUACUUUGACCGAAGGAGGCACUCUAAAGGUCUCCGAUCAUGAGGUACUUAUUGACAACGGGGAAUUGGAGCAAGUUGCGUGGGCCGCAGCCAAAGCACUGGAGGAGAGUAGCACUCACCCGAUAGCCAGAGCGAUUGCCGACUUUUGCAAUGAUCGGUCUUCAGUUUCAGUUACUUCGUCUUCGAUCACUGAAAUUGGCGGUCAAGGAAUGAAGGGAACGUUCACAGUACCUGCAAAGGAAGCCGAAGACACUCCCGUGGAAUACGAGGCUGCUAUCGGGAACCAGCGUCUCCUGAGCUCACUCAUGGCGGCAGACAGCGAUACUUACUACCUGGACAAUCUUCUAUCCAAGUACCAAUCGGCAGGACGCUCCACUGCCAUCCUCUCUAUCCGCAGAGUCUCUGGCCCUGGAAAGUUCGUCCCUGCCAUCGUCUUCGCCACUGCUGACCCUAUUCGCGCUGAAGCCGUCGACGUAAUUCGCCAACUCCGAGCCAACAACAUCGACAUUUACAUGUGCACCGGCGAUAACACUGUCACCGCUCAUGCUGUGGCUUCCACCAUUGGCAUCCCAAGCACAAACGUCAUGUCAAACGUUCUACCUACCCAAAAGGCAGAAUACAUUCGCAAGAUCAAAAACAACGAACUAUCCACGCAUACUGGCAAAUCCCCCAAUAAGAAACCCAUCGUCGGCUUCGUCGGCGAUGGCACAAACGACUCUCCAGCCCUUGCAGCUGCAGACGUCAGUAUCGCGAUGGCCUCUGGUUCCGACGUCGCCGUCAGCUCCGCCGGCUUCAUCCUCCUUAAUUCCGACCUGCGGACCAUCCUCGAGCUCUGCACCCUCAGUCGACGGGUCUUUCGACGCGUGAAAUGGAACUUCUUAUGGGCUGCGGUGUACAAUGUCUGCCUUAUCCCCGUUGCGGCGGGCGUCUUUUAUCCUAUCGUUAGCGGGCAUAAAACUGAUUCGCACGGACGGAUCGUGAAUACCCACUGGCGGCUGGAUCCCGUGUGGGCGGCUCUGGCGAUGGCUUUGAGCAGCUUGUCAGUUGUGAUGAGCAGUCUGGCGUUGAGAUUAGAGUGGAGGAGUAUUAAAGGCUGGGCCAUCAAAAUAUUAAAGCGCCGGGGCGACGAGAGAAUUUGAUAUGAGGGUCAUUUGGAAAUCUUUACCAAUUGAUCUUCCAGGAGUAACUUUUUUGGUAGCACAAUACCUGACCUACGACUGCUCCAAUGUUAGACUUUUAUUUAUUAAGCCUUAUGAUUCUGCACACAAAUGAUUGUAACUGUUUUCGGAAUUUCUGCUUCUCAUUCAUUUUUUGGAGAUAUCUCCUAAUUAGGAUCAGUUGAUUAUCAAUUGUAAUGGAUUAGCCAGAGUGAUAUUUAUUGUUGAUAUCAUUUAAUGCCACAAUUCUUCAACCA